AUGAAGGUCUCUAAUGUUGUUCUAGGUGCUAUCGCUAUUGCUGCUGUCAAUGCUCAAAAUGCUUCUAACCACAGCAGUUCUUCCAAGAACGCUGCCAAUGCCCUUCCAGCCAACAAUGCUUACACUGCUGGUGUAGCGGGUGCAGCUGUGGCUGGUGCUUUGGCUUUUUUGAUUUGA
This is a messenger RNA of Nakaseomyces glabratus, 177 nucleotides long. RefSeq names its product Hor7p (gene HOR7). Lineage: Eukaryota; Fungi; Ascomycota; Saccharomycetes; Saccharomycetales; Saccharomycetaceae. The record is from RefSeq and is a predicted model, not a curated record.